UCGAGGCAGUCUGAUAGGACUUCCCUUGCGACAAGGGCUUCUGUGUUGAUAACUUGGAAAACAAUAGACGUCGGACACUUAGGGCCUGGGAGCGAACUGUAGUUUGGAUAUGGAAUUUCUUUGUCACCUUCACUCCUCUGGGAGUUUGAGGACUAGAGGAGGAAGUCAAGAGAGUCUCGUCAUUGUCAGAAACGGGACAGUUUGCAACCGUUGUCAAGAAGGCAGAGAUACAGAUGUCUUAACUCACUGCCAGGUUACUGACAAGCCCCGCCUCGUGCUGGGCCAGUUCCGUCCACAGCAUCUUGCUGCACAGUUUGUGCCCUGUCACCAAACUCAGAGCUCCCUGUGGGCCUCAAAGGUGUGAACCCCGUGUCUUCCCAGAGGGCUUAACCAGAAUGGGGCUAAAUAUACUUACUGUAGACAUGAAGCCGCUUUAGAUUAUAUGACCUCUGACUGCCUUUCCAGUUUUGAAAAUCUGUGGUUCCUGAACCUGACUUGAAGAUACAGUGGGUCAUCAUCAGGAGUUGAUAGUUUGUUUUCUUUUUAUGCACUUAUGGCCAUGGAAGUUUAGAAUUGGAGAGACUUGAGAGAUUAGCUCCAGCAGUUUUACAGUUUUGGGCAAGCUUGGGAAUUCUUUUCUUCAUUCCUUCACUCAACAAAUAUUUAUCGAGCACCUGCUGUGUACCAGCUUUGGGGAUACAAUGGUGGAGCACAAAGAGACCCAGCUGGUCCGCCAUUUUAGAGCUACAGUCUAGUAUGGGAGACAAACAUUCAUCAUAUAAUCACAAAUAGAACCUAAUAUUGAAACUGGGUAAAUGCCGUGAAAGUCAUACUUGACGUUUUGAAUGCUUAUUGUAGGAGGAUUUAAUUUAGGGAAAUUGGGGCAGACUUUUCUGAGGAGAUGAUGGUUAAGAUUGGAAAGAGAUUAGGAGUCGGGAAGAGCCUUAAAGAUAGGAAACAGCCUUUGCAAAGGUCUAGUGGCCUGAGGGAUAUGGCUCUUUCUAGGAACUGAAAGAAAAGAGUAUGGAGAGUGGUGUGAAGUGAGGCUGGAGAAGUAGGAAGGUGCCAGACCACACGGGGCCUUGGAGUUUUAUCAUUAAAAGCAGUAGGAAGCCAUUGAAAUAUUUAAGCCAAGUGGUAAUGUGAUCGUCUUUAUAUUUCCAAAGGUUCAAUCUACCUGUAAUGGAGAAUGGAUUGAAAAAGACAAAAGUAGAUAGAAGUAAUGGAGUAAUCCAAGCAAGAAAUGUUAGGAAGUGGUUGUGGAGAUGGGGAGAAAUGGACAGACUCAAGGGAUAUUUAGGAAGUAAAAUGGACAGGAUAUGAAGGGUGGGGGAAGGAAGUGUCGAGGAUGACUUGUAGGUUUCUGACUUUUGUAGCUGGAUAGAUGUCCUUCAGUGAAUUGGGAAAAUUUAGAAGUUUGAUUUUGUACAUGAUGAGUUAUAGGUGCCUUUGAGAAAUUUAAGAGCUGUGAAAUGAGAAGUAGGGAUAUGGAGCUCAGAUUUGAUGUUUAGGGUGGAGAAAAAAAUUGAGUCAUCUAUAAAUGAUUAUUAAAGCCAUGUGCAUAAAUGAGUGAAGAGGGCCUAGGAUGGAGUCUUGGAUACUUACUGACCAGGUUAGAGGAAGAUGAAUCUACAAAGAAGAUCUAGGAGGAGUGUCCAGAAGGGGAGGAAAAUCAGAGGAAAAGAUGCUGGAACCACAGGAGAGUGGCUUGAUUGACCUACCAGACUAUGAGCAUGUAGAAGAUGAAACUUUUCCUCCAUUCCCACCUCCAGCCUCUCCUGAGAGAGAGGAUGAACCUGAUGGUGAAGGAGCUGAACCUGAUGAAGAGUCAGGGAGAGGAGCACCUGUUCCUGUACCUCCAAAGAGAACAGUUAAAAGGAAUAUACCGAAGCUGGAUGCUCAGAGAUUAAUUUCAGAGAGAGGGCUUCCAGCAUUAAGGCAUGUGUUUGAUAAGGCAAAAUUCAAAGGUAAAGGUCAUGAGGUUGAAGACUUGAAGACACUAAUCAGACACAUGGAGCACUGGGCACAUAGGCUAUUCCCUAAACUGCAAUUUGAGGAUUUUAUUGACAGAGUCGAAUACCUAGGAAAUAAAAAGGAAGUUCAGACCUGUUUAAAACGAAUUCGACUUGAUCUCCCUAUUUUACAUGAAGAUUUUAUUAGCAAUAAUGAUGAAGUAACAGAAAAUAGUGGCCAUGACGUAACUGCUACUGAAUUAGAUUCCUUUUUAACAAACUCAUCUGAAAGUGAGAAGUUUGCUUCUGAGUCAAGUAGAAGCCUAACAGAAGAGCAACAACAAAGAAUUGAGAGAAAUAAACAACUGGCCUUGGAAAGAAGGCAGGCAAAGCUACUGAGUAACAGUCAGUCCCUAGGAAAUGACUUAUUAAUGAACACACCCAGGGCACAGACAGAUGAAGAGGUUAAUACAGGUGAGGCUCAAGAGGAGGAGGAGUCAAAUGGAUUUAACAAAGACAUUCUAGACAAUCCACUUAAUGAUGCUGCUGCCAAUACUGUAAAUAAAGAGGAGGAAUUAAAAAUAGAGAGAACGCAACUGGACCAAACUUUUUAAAGUGCACGAUAGUAACUUUAUGCUUCAUCCAAAAAUGUUACUGAGGUUGGAUAGGCCUCAACUAAGAGAAAAUCUAUUAACUUGCUAUCUUCCAAGUUUGAGAUUACUCUGUAUUUUGUUUGGCCAGAGUGAAAAUCCUUAAUUAGUAAAACUUGUACAAAUGCCUCUUUAAAAUCUGCUAUUUAGGGGCUGCCUGGUGGCGUAGCGGUUAAGUUCAUGUGCUCCGCUUCAGUGGCCUGGGGUUCGUGGGUUGGGAUUCUGGUGCAGACGAAUGCGCUGCUUAUCAAGCCAUGCUGUGGUGGCGUCCCAUACAAAGUAGAGGAGGAUGGGCACAGAUGUUAGCCCAGGGCUAAUCUUCCUCACACACACACAAAAAAUCUGGUAUUUAUAAUUAUACUUGUUUCUUAUUAACUUUAGUUAAGUCUAUUUAUUCUCUUUUGUGUUUAUUUUUGUAUAGAUAGGACUUCAUAAAAAUGAUUGAUCGUUAAUAAAGUUUCUGCUCCUAGUGUGCCAGUGAAUGCCUUGUUUUCACUAAAUUGGGUGGUGUUUUAAGAUGUAAAUAUAUAAUGAAUAUUAAUGUCCAUUUUUAAAAAAGAAAUAAAAAUCUUACAGACUAUC
Molecule: messenger RNA, 3184 nt
Organism: Diceros bicornis minor
Lineage: Eukaryota; Metazoa; Chordata; Mammalia; Perissodactyla; Rhinocerotidae
Gene: TIPIN
Product: TIMELESS interacting protein
Exons: 8
Coding region: 1685-2566 (293 amino acids)
Biological process (GO): replication fork processing; DNA replication checkpoint signaling; replication fork arrest
Cellular component (GO): nucleus; replication fork protection complex
Molecular function (GO): DNA binding
Source: RefSeq, a predicted model, not a curated record